AUGGAUCAGCAUGAACGCAAAUCGCCAGUGUCGUUCCGACUACGCAGACAGCCCAAUCAUGAAAGCAGCCGUGACAUUUUGAAUAACAGUAAGGAAACCACUACUAUGCGACGUUCCACAUCCAUGUCAAUGAGGUCGGCAGCGAGCAGCGGCAGUGGGACCUUUACGAUUGAUUCCAGUGACCGACGGAGCACUAAAUCGUCUCGAGAUAUGUUGUCAACAAGCGAACAUAAUAAUUCUUCAGCGUUCAAGUCCCAUAGAGAUCUAUUGACAACAAGCGACCACAGUAAUUCCUUUGUUUUCAUUAAGUCUCCGGCGUUUAAUCCAAGAAUACAAGAACUUACCAUCAAUAAACUCAAGUAUGAUGCCUUGGGACUGGUUGGACGAGAUAAAGAGGUGACGAUACUCAAAGAACGCUGCGAUCGAGCGCUAAACGAUACGAUAAAAGAAUUAAUCGUCAUCAAAGGAACGAGCGGACUGGGGAAGAGUUCUCUCACAAAAACAGUCGAAGAACAAAUAUCAGGCAGCGACAGAGGAAUCGUUGGAAGGGGGAAAUUCAACCUAGAGAGUGGCACGCAGCCAUACUCUGGUCUGGUGGAUGCGUUGAAUCAGCUCUAUCAGGACGCAUUGGUGACGGACGGAGAAACAGAACAAAUGAAGAAACAGCUAGCGUUGGAACUGGGAGAUGACAGGACUCUUUUGGCGGCAUUGAUUCCAGCUUUAGAGACAUUGGCACCGGCAGACUUCCUUUUGGCUCAAAGAAGUGUCCUCGUGCAAGAACUGUACAAUCCGGAUGCCGAACAAGCCAAAUGGAAGAAUGCCUUCAAGGUUUUCAUUCGUGUAUUGUGCCAACACUGUUCACCGCUAGUAAUUAUUCUGGAUGAUUUGCAGUGGGCAGAUCGAUCAUCAUUGGGUGUCAUUGAAGAUUUGCUGUCGGAUCCAUUCAAUAAAGAAUCACUGAUGAUCAUUGGGACAUUUCGCUCAGACGAAGUCGAUCCAGAGGAUACAUUGUCGACUGUGUUGCAGACUCUGGAAAAGAAGAAAAAGAAGUUCCAUUUUGACAUGACCCAUAUAGAGCCAAAGAAUUUAGAUGCGGAUGGUGUACACGAAAUUAUCAUGGCACUGUUGGGGAUGGAUGACAAAGAUGCCACGCGGGGAUUGGCUAAGACAUGCUUCAAGCGCACUCUGGGGAACCCAAACUUUGUGGUGCAGUUCAUUGCGAUGCUGGAAGAAGAGCAAUUGAUAUCGUUUAACUUGGGAUUGCUAAAGUGGGUCUGGGACGACAGGGCGAUUGAAGAUGGGACCAUGUCUACGGAAAAUGUUGUUGACUUGCUGCAACUUCGAAUGAAGAAAUUGUCGUCUGAUUUGCGGUUGCUGAUGCAAUAUGCUGCGUGUCUUGGAUCAACAUUUGACCCAUCCGUCCUUGCUCUGUUAUGGGAAAAGCAUGGAUCAAGUACCAGGGAUCUGAAUGUGACAGAGGAGGAUCCUACAAUGGCGCUACUUGUAAAACUCGAAAAAGGCAAUUUUGUAGAACAUGAGGACGGAGAAUACUAUCGAUGGGUUCACGACAAGGUUCAAGAAGCGGCCCUCGACAUGGAAGAAGCUCAAAGAUCAUCGUUUUACUUUGAAGUCGGGUUCACUUUACUCAAUGAUCUUCCUGACGACAAACUUGAACUCUUGCUGUUUGUUGUCACAAAUCUCAUCAACAAGUCGAAUGUUCAUGGACGGUUGGAAUUUGCGCAACUCAACUUGAGGGCGGCCGAGAAAGCACAGCGUCUGUCUGCAUUUUACAGUGGCGCCAAGUAUGCAGCGAAGACUAUUGAGAUGUUACCCAAUGAAAGGUGGAACGAGCAUCGUGAAUUGGCCCUGAACGCAUAUACCAUGGGGGCAGAAAUGGAAGUGGCGACGGGGAAUGUUGAGAUUGCCGAAGAAUACUGCGAUGUGAUUCUGAAGAGAGAUGAUUACACGGCACUGGAAAAAUUCCGCUUGUACAUGGUGAAGAUUAAUAUACUGUGCUUCGUCAAUGUAAGAUACCGAGAGGCCAUUGAUUUCAGCCUUGAGGUUCUGAAAGAGUUCGACUGCAAACUUGUCCAUACUCGCCUCCUCCUCCCCGUGCACGCAAUUCGAUCGGUACAAAAGACGAUAAAACUCGCGAAGAAAACCACAAAGGCAGAAUACCAGGCUUUGAAGCCUUCCGAUAAUGUCAAACUUGAGGCAACCAUGACCAUAUUGGGACGAAUGAACUAUGCAUGUGCCCAGUUGCCGAGUCCGCUUCUUUUGGCCUUGUCGACAACAAAGAUGGUGAACAUGACGUUGGAACACGGUCUGUUUUCGUUUUCGGGAGCUGCCCAAUGUAUUUUGGGUAUGGUUAGCUUGGCGGCGUUAGGGGACGUUCAAUCCGCUACUUACUUUGCGGAGACCGGUGCCCUGAUGCAGAAGUCCAUACCAUCGACACACUUUUUAGCUACGACAGUCUUGGUAUCACACCAGCUAAUUUUGCCAUGGUCUUCUCCCCUCGCGAUUUGUCGGCCAAAACUGCUUGAAGGAUACACGGAAGGCAUGAGAACUGGUAACCUUUCUGAUGGCAUUUGGUGUUUGGUUGCUCACACUCUCUUCAUGCCGAUACAAAUGGGAAUGCGCUUACAAACCAUCGACAGCAAUAUGCAAAUGCAUAUUCGAGUGAUUGAAGAUUUGAAACAAUCAAAUCAUGUUGACUUCAUUCGACUUUUUGUGCAAAUAUUGUCAGAUCUGAUUGGAGAGUCGGAUCAAUCGACAGUGAUGAGUACAAAUAGUGUGUUUAGUGACGAGGACGGUAUCAAAGCGAAGAAUCGCCGUGCUGUGUUGUCUCUCGCGAAUUAUAUUUUAAUGGUAUACUCUAGCGAUUUUGAGGAAGCAGCGAAGCUUUCUCUAACAAAAGGAGGGGUGUACCAGAAUCAUUUCAAAAUGGAUUCAAUGGGGGCUUAUGAAUCAUUCCUGAGGGGAGUGGCGCUUUUCGCAAUGGCGAGGAAAACUAAGAAGCGACGAUACCGAAAUCCUGCCGCUAAAGUCCUCAAGUACAUCGCAAAGCUUAGAAAAGAAGGAAAUCCAAACGUCCAACCCUAUUUCACACUGCUCAGUGCAGAACAAGCAGCUCUGAACAAGGACACCGGACGGGCCAAGAAGUUGUAUCAGGAAACCAUUGUGUAUGCUGCCAAAACGGGUCAACUGAAUCACGCUGCUCUCUCCAAUGAACGGUACUCCGACUUUUUGUUGAACGAGCUCCAUGAUUCACAAGAAGCAAAGUAUCGAAUGGAUGAAGCUAUACGCUUCUACGAGGACUGGGGCGCGUAUGCCAAAGCUGAUAGACUGAAAGGUUUAAGUAUUUUUUGA
Cylindrotheca closterium is the source of this 3369-nucleotide messenger RNA. The record is from the annotation of a GenBank genome assembly. Lineage: Eukaryota; Bacillariophyta; Bacillariophyceae; Bacillariales; Bacillariaceae.